AUGGUUACUGUUGCAGUUGCAGGCGGUACAGGCAAAGUCGGCCGAACCAUUGUCGAGGCCAUUGUUGCCGCAGGAGAGCAUAAAGUCGUUAUCCUCAGUCGAGAGAAGCCAAAGGAAAACAAGUCACUAGAAGAAGAGAUUGGAGCUUCUGUCCUGGCGGUAGACAUUCAUAACAUCAACGCCCUGACACAGCUUUUUGAAAAGCACAAUGUGCACACCGUUAUCUCGACACUUGGCAUGAAUGGACCAGAACCUAUCGAGAUUGAUAUUAUCCGUGCUUCAGAAGCUGCUCACCCAACAAAACGCUUCAUCUCGAGUGACUGGGGUCUUCCCCAUACAGAAGAACAAGCAGCUCAGGCCAAUUCAGCCAACAACAAACUUCGUGCUCAAGACGAGCUGAGAAAGACAAACCUCGAAUGGACAUCGAUCCAUAUCGGUUUCUUUCUUGAUUUCUGGGGCUCGCCUAAAUCUGCUGCGAAAUCAAACUUACACACUCCUUCGACCUUUGUCGAUAUCAAACAUCGAGCCGCUGCCAUCCCAGGGUCCGGAGACGUUCCCGUCACGUUUACGUAUAGCCGAGAUGUAGCGCAGUUCGUUGCUGCGCUUCUUAACCUCGACAAGUGGGAGAAAGCAACGUAUAUUAUUGGUGAUAAAGUCACAUUCAAUGAGUUGGUGAAGAUUGCCGAAGAGGCUACAGGUGAUGAGUUCACUGUUACUUAUGAUAGUGUUGAGAAGUUGAAGACUGGAGAGUUGAGUGAGCUGCCAGGCCAUGAGGCGAUGUUUGCCAGAGUACCUGCACCCAAGGCGGUUAUGAAAAAGGUGAUGGCUGCCUAUGGUUUGUGGGCAGAGAGUGGUGGUUUCAACUUGGAUGAAAGCAAGGCUCUGAAUAAUGUCUUCCCGUAUAUCAAGCCUAUUACUGUCCGGGAAUUUCUGGAAGAUGCUUGGGGGAGUGAGAAGAAGUAG
Molecule: messenger RNA, 963 nt
Organism: Fusarium redolens
Lineage: Eukaryota; Fungi; Ascomycota; Sordariomycetes; Hypocreales; Nectriaceae
Exons: 4
Coding region: 1-963 (320 amino acids)
Source: RefSeq, a predicted model, not a curated record